This is a messenger RNA of Diplodia corticola, 723 nucleotides long. Its product is annotated as gmp synthase. Gene Ontology annotation, cellular component: cytosol; nucleus. Lineage: Eukaryota; Fungi; Ascomycota; Dothideomycetes; Botryosphaeriales; Botryosphaeriaceae. The record is from RefSeq and is a predicted model, not a curated record. The transcript has 3 exons. Bases 1 to 723 code for a protein of 240 amino acids.
AUGCCACACAAAGCUGAUUCGAAGCUCCGCAUCGCGGUGCUGAUCAACAUGCUUCAGCACAAACCUGAGACGAGGGACUCGUAUAUCACGACCAUCACAGCGGUCAGGCCAGAGUCGGUCAUUGACUUCUACGAUCCGAUAGACAGCCAGAGCUACCCUGACGUCGAAAAAUACGAUCUCGUGGUGCUAAGCGGAGGGACCGCUGACAUCAACGCGCCUGAUCCAUGGGUGCUUCAAGAGUUAGAGUUUAUUAGGACUGUUGUUGCGUCUUCGGAUGUCAAACUUGUUGGAAUAUGCUGGGGCCAUCAAGCAAUCAACGUCGCGCUCGGAGGCAAGUUGACUAUGAUGGAAAAGGGACCUGAACUCGGCGUUACUACAUUGGACCUGACCGAAGAAGGCUCGGAGUUCUUCGACUUCGCCAAAGGAAAGGCUCAGGUGAACGUCCACGAGUUCCACAGACGCGAGCUUGCCGAGAACGCUGCAGGAUUCGUGCCGCUGGCGGCGAACAGGCAGAUCUUCAAGUCUCCCGACAACAGAAUCUUGACGUUUCAGGGCCACCCAGAGAUGAACGCAAAGCUGGCGCAAGCGGCAUUGGCGGAUGCGCCCGCGUACACGCAAAUGUUCUCUGCUGAGCAACUGUCGGAAAUCUCAAAGAAGAUGGAGAGGGAGCAGGAUGGCGUGGCUAUUUUUGAGCGCGUACUUCGCUGGGUUGAUGAGAAAUAA